This is a messenger RNA of Mesocricetus auratus (golden hamster), 9035 nucleotides long. It is a transcript of the gene Jakmip3, whose product is annotated as Janus kinase and microtubule interacting protein 3. The transcript is spliced from 24 exons. Gene Ontology annotation, molecular function: kinase binding; microtubule binding. The record is from RefSeq and is a predicted model, not a curated record. Lineage: Eukaryota; Metazoa; Chordata; Mammalia; Rodentia; Cricetidae. Bases 223 to 2892 code for a protein of 889 amino acids.
GUUCGGGGCGCUGCCCGCGGUGACGCGCGGCCCCCGCCCGCCGCAGCGACACUGCGAUGGUUGAGCCCGGCCGUCGGACGCCGCUGCCCGAAGCUUGAUCGCGGGGAACCUUGGUGAGUGAGAAAAUGUAGCGGAGUAACACCUGCCACGAGCUUGGCGUGGAUACCCUGGCCCAGACGGAGCAGCUGCCCCUGGGCGUCUUUCUGGCCAUCCAGCCUCACCAUGUCAAAGAAGGGCGCGGGCAGCCGGGCCAAGGGGGACAAAGCGGAGGCACUCGCCGCAUUGCAGGCUGCCAACGAGGAGCUGCGAGCCAAGCUCACGGAUAUCCAGAUUGAGCUACAGCAGGAGAAAAGCAAGGUCAGCAAAGUGGAGCGGGAGAAGAGCCAGGAGCUGAAGCAGGUCCGUGAACACGAGCAGCGCAAGCACGCCGUCCUGGUCACCGAGCUCAAGAGCAAGCUGCACGAGGAGAAGAUGAAGGAGCUGCAGGCCGUGCGGGAGGCGCUGUUGCGGCAGCAUGAGGCCGAGCUGCUGAGAGUCAUCAAGAUCAAGGACAAUGAGAACCAGAGGCUGCAGGCGCUGCUCAACACCCUACGGGAUGGCGCGCCAGACAAGGUGAAGACGGUGCUCCUGUGUGAGGCUAAGGAGGAGGCCAAGAAGGGCUUUGAGGUGGAGAAGGUCAAGAUGCAGCAAGAGAUCUCGGAGCUCAAGGGGGCCAAAAAGCAGGUGGAGGAGGCACUGACGAUGGUCAUCCAGGCCGAUAAGAUCAAGGCGGCCGAGAUCAGGAGUGUCUACCAUCUGCACCAAGAAGAAAUUGUCCGCAUCAAGAAGGAGUGUGAGCGCGAGAUCCGCAGGCUGAUGGAGGAGAUAAGAUUUAAAGACAGAGCAGUCUUCGUGCUGGAAAGAGAGUUAGGGGUUCAAGCCGGGCAUGCCCAGAGACUGCAGCUCCAGAAAGAGGCUCUAGAUGAGCAGCUUUCCCAGGCCAAAGAGGCUGAGCGGCACCCAGGCAGCCCCAGACGGGAACUUCCUUAUGCAAGCGGUGCAGGAGACGCCUCAGACCACUCAGGAAGCCCUGAACAGCAGUUGGAUGAGAAGGAUGCCAGGCGUUUCCAACUUAAAAUCGCUGAGCUAAGUGCUAUCAUCCGGAAACUGGAAGACCGCAAUGCCUUGCUGUCUGAGGAGAGGAAUGAGCUGCUAAAGCGGUUGAGAGAAGCCGAAAGUCAGUACAAGCCAUUGCUGGAUAAAAACAAACGUCUUACUCGGAAAAAUGAGGACUUGUCCCACACUCUGCGGCGCAUAGAAAGCAAGCUGAAAUUCGUUACCCAGGAGAACAUAGAGAUGAGGCAGAGAGCCGGAAUCAUCCGGAGACCCAGCUCCUUAAAUGACCUGGAUCAAAGUCAGGAUGAGAAAGAGAUGGACUUCCUAAAGCUCCAAAUUGUGGAGCAGCAGAACCUCAUUGAUGAGCUUUCCAAGACCCUGGAGACAGCGGGCUAUGUGAAGAGUGUGUUGGAGCGUGAUAAGCUGUUGCGGUAUCGGAAACAAAGAAAGAAAAUGGCGAAGCUCCCCAAGAAGCCGGUUGUUGUGGAGACCUUCUUUGGAUAUGAUGAAGAAGCUUCCCUGGAAUCCGAUGGCUCUUCCAUUUCUUAUCAGACUGACAGGACAGACCAGACCCCAUGCACCCCAGAAGAUGACCUGGAAGAGGGUAUGGCCAAGGAAGAGACGGAGCUGAGGUUCCGGCAGCUGACGAUGGAGUACCAGGCACUGCAGCGAGCCUAUGCCUUGCUGCAGGAACAAGUCGGAGGGACACUGGAUGCAGAGCGAGAAGUUAAGACCCGUGAGCAGCUGCAAGCAGAAAUACAAAGAGCACAGGCCCAGGUGGAGGACCUGGAAAAGGCACUGGCUGAGCAGGGUCAGGAUAUGAAGUGGAUUGAGGAGAAGCAAGCGUUGUAUCGACGAAAUCAAGAGCUUGUAGAAAAGAUAAAACAAAUGGAGACGGAGGAGGCCCGGCUGAAACACGAGGUCCAGGAUGCAAAGGACCAGAAUGAGCUGCUGGAAUUCAGGAUCCUGGAGCUUGAGGAGAGGGAGAGGAAGUCACCCGCCAUCAACUUCCACCACACGCCUUUUGUGGAUGGGAAGAGCCCCCUGCAGGUGUACUGUGAGGCGGAAGGUGUCACGGACAUCCUGGUCACGGAGCUGAUGAAGAAGCUGGACAUCCUGGGGGAUAACGCCGUAAGUAAUCUGACCAAUGAGGAACAAGUGGUUGUCAUUCAAGCAAGGACAGUCCUGACCUUGGCAGAAAAGUGGCUCCAGAGGAUUGAAGAAACAGAGUCAGCUCUACAGCGGAAAAUGGUAGAUCUGGAGAGCGAGAAGGAGCUGUUCAGCAAGCAGAAAGGCUACCUGGAUGAGGAGUUGGACUACAGGAAGCAGGCAUUGGACCAAGCCCACAAGCACAUCCUGGAGCUGGAAGCCAUGUUGUAUGAUGCCCUGCAGCAGGAAGCCGGGGCCAAAGUGGCUGAGCUGCUGUCAGAAGAAGAGCGUGAGAAGCUCAAGGUGGCGGUGGAGCAGUGGAAGCGUCAGGUCAUGAGUGAGCUGCGGGAGCGUGACGCACAGAUCCUGAGGGAACGCAUGGAGCUGCUGCAGAUUGCGCAGCAGAGAAUAAAAGAGCUAGAAGAAAGAAUAGAGACCCAGAAGAGACAAAUAAAGGAGCUGGAAGAAAAGCCUUCAUUCUCUGGUCAUAGCUGUUCUUGGCCCGCUGCACUGCCCUCUGCAAAAGUGGACCUUUGUCCUCUAACAGGACCAGAGAGCAGCAGGUGCCAGAGAAAGCAUGGGAAAUUGAAUCUCAACACUGAAGACUCUGGAGGGUUUGGGAUCUGUUCCCAGCCCUGUGGGGGAUGAGGCUAAAAGCACUGUGAGCUGCAGUCAUUGUCCACUUGGGGUGAGCCAGGACUAGAACUUGUCUUGCUGACUAGUGCUUCUCUAGGAGAGGCCUAGCCUUGGCUACCGAGUCCUGGUGACCUUCAGCCCAGAGAGGAGGCUUUAUCCCAAUCACAGCGAUAUGUAGUGUUCCCUGCCAUGCAGGGGUGAGAACUGCUCCUGUGCUGGAGCCCACACCGGACACACCCCCUUGUCCCCAGAGUGACCAUCAAUACCCUUGGAAGAAGAUCUCAGAACUGCCCAGACUUGCCCUCCAAGGGCAAGACGAAGGCUGUGGUCACAGUGGUGACCUAGGAGGAUUCCCUGUGGCAUCCUGCAUGUCACACUGAAGUCACUCACGGUGGUCCUGAACGCUUGCUGAUGGACAGAUCCACGCCCAACCUUGUUCUGUUACGUUGGUGUCUCUGUGAGGACAGAUGAGAGUUAUGACCCCCACUCACACACACACACACACACACACACACACACACUCACACACACACACACACUGGCUUCCUACACUACCCUGAGACACAAUGGCUAGACUCCUGUCCCCGUCUGCUGGCCAGGAGCACAGUGGGAAGACCAGAGGAGAGGCCAGGGGGCAUGCAAGAUGAGUAUGCAGAGGCCUGGCCCUGCAGAAUGUGGAUCAAAGCACAGCCCAGACAUAGUGGAGGCCUGGUCCUCCCGUCCUGGAAGACCCUCAGCCGGUGGGCCUAGCCUGAGAGCUGCAAGCAGCAAGGGCAGAUGGUGAGGGUAGCUGAAGAAGGCCUCGUCCAGAGCCUGUGCACACAAGAAGCAGGCCCGGGAGAGAAGGUGAAGAUACGAUGCACCCAGCGGUCUAUGAACCUCAGAAGGCAGCCACGGCACAAUGACCUGCAGGAACAAUCCCAGUCUCAGAUCAUCAUGUCCCUGACCUUAACGGCUGUGGAAGCUGGGUGGAGGAGAGUAGACACAGUUCGGCUCAAUGCUGGCGUCCAGUGGCAACAACCCGAAAUUCCUAGAGAGGCCCCUAGGUGGCAGGUUGUGCCUGUCCCAUUGGGUGCAACCCUUCCUCCACUUGUGGGCAAGUGAACCUCUAGGGUUUGCAGAGUUACUGCACCUUAAGUCUGAACAGUUCCCACAUGAAGGAUGUCAGAAUUUCUAUUGCUGUGCUAAACACCAUGACUGAAAGCAACUUGGGAGGAAAGUUGCCUUUAUUUCCUGUAGUCAGGGGAAGCCAGGGCAGGAGCUCAAGCAGGGCAGGAACUGGAGGCCGGAGCUGAUGCAGAGGCCAUGGAAGGGUGUCGUUUAUUAUCUCAGUUCUCCUGGCUUGCUAAGCCUUUCUUUGUUUUCCCUUCCUCCUCCUUUUUAAAAAAAAAUGUGUAUGUGUCUUACCUGCAUAUGUGUGUGUGCACAAAGUGCAUGCUUGAUGCUCUCAGGAUGUUCGAUCCCUGGAACUGUGGUAAUGACGGUUGUGAGCCACCGAGUGGGCGCUGGAAGUCUCGGUCCUCUGGAAGAGCAGCCAGUGUCUUAACCACUGAGCCACCCGUCCAGCUCUCAACCUGGUAUACCCUAGGACACCUGCCUCGGGGCGGAACCAUCCACAAUGAUCUGGGCCCUCCCACCUCCUUCACUGAUUAAGAAAUGCCCCACAGGCUUGCCUAUAGGCCAGUCUGAAGCAAGCUUUUUCUCAGUUGUGAUUCCCUCUACUCAAAUAACUCUGGCUUGUGGAAAGCUAACAACAACAACAAAAAAAAAACAGAACCAGAAUGGAGGGAAAACAGGGCGAUGUGAGGAGUUCUGGGGCAUAGGCAGGGCUGGUCCCCUCACAGGUGCCUCUCCCUAUCUGGACAUCAGUAGCCAUAGGCAGUGCAUUAGUUAUGUUUGUGUUGCUGUGACCAAAAUAACCCCAUGGAACAGCUUCGAGAUUUCAGAGGGCUCAGUCCUUCGUGGCUGACUCUGGGUCUCUGGGACUGUGAUGAGGCCUACAUCCUGAUGGCAGAGCUACUCGUCUCAGAACACACAGGAAGCGAUGGGGGGGGGCAAAGGGGAACAGGGACAAGACACUUCCAAGGGCCCAUCCCCUAUGGCCUUCUUCCUCCAGCUAGGACCCACCUCCUGAAGGUUCUAGACCCUCUCAAAAUAGUGCCACCAACCAGGUGUGAUGGCAUAGACCUGUAAUCCCAGCACUUAGGAGGCUGAGGCAGGAGAAACAUUAAGUUUCAGCUUAGCUUGGGCAACAUAGUGACACUGUAUUUCAAAACAAACCACCACCACCAACAACAACAACCAAAAAGAUUGCUACUAGCUAGUGACCUAGCAUGACUGACCACACGAGUCUGUGGGGAUAUUCUGUGUCCAAACUACAGCUAUCAGUGCCCCUUUCCCCCAAAAGCAUUUUGUGAGUCCGGGCUCGACUCAGACCAUCUCCUGCUCCCUGGACGCUGAAGUCAGAGUGGUCACGGUGGAGGGAAGGAAGGUGAGAACUUGUGAGUACCCCUUAGCUUGGGUAGCCACAAAACAGCCCAGGAGCCAGAGCCAGAGGUUCUCUGAAGCUGGCUGCAUGAGCUGCAUAUUAUACAAUAAAAGGAACCAGCAGUCUUGGAGCAGGGACUGAUUCCCAGUGUGGUACGGGGGCAAAUGAACAUUCCCCUCGUUCCCCCUGAUCAGAGAGAGCGGAUGCUCAGAUACAACCAGUAAGGAAAGGUUCACGGAACUGCAGUCUGAUAUUGUAUCAGAGGUGCUAGCCCUGGAGGUUCAACAAGGGACAGUCACCACAGGCCUGCACUUCCGGGGGGCAGCAACAAACAGCAACCUACCCAGCAGCCCCCAGAGCCCCACGGGCCAGAGAGGGAAGAUGAUCGGAGCCCUGACUCCUGAGGCUCCAAGGGAGGAAGCCAGGCGCUGGCUGUGGGUGUUAGCACCAUGCCGGCCCCUACCUGAGUCCUCCCAUGGUUGUCAGUCUCCAGCCUAUGCUGUAAUCUCAGCUCCUGGCACAGGAAAACCCGUGGCCCCUAUUACCUGAAGACUACAAAGCCAAGGUCUGUGUCUGUUUCUGUCCCAGAUGCCGCUCUGGGAACUGCUGGUUGAUGUGUGUCUGGCCCAGUAAAGGCAGUGGCAGAAUGUCACCUGCUUUCUGACUGAACACCAAUCACCAUUCACUCCAGUGAGAUUUCAAAAAGCUCUUAUUUUGAAAUGAUUUUUAGAUAUAAAACAGCAAAAAUAGCCGUAGAGAGGUUUUGUUGCUUUAACUUUUAAAUUACAUGUGUAUGUAGGCACACAUGUGCGUGUGUGCUCUUCAUGCUGUGGCACUGUAUGGAGGUCACAGGUCAACUUGCAAGCUAAUGCUGCCUCCAGUCAUAUGAGCAUGAGUUAGGAAGUGAACUCAGGUCAUCAGGCUCGGCAGCGAGUGCCCUUCCCUGCUGAGCCAUCUCACCCACGGUUUCUGUCUGUCUUUCUAUGCAUGUCAGGCUGCUCUUGAACUCACUGUCCUCUUGCCUCUGCCUUCCAAGUGCUGGGAUAGCAGCUGUUUGUUAUGGCAUCUGGCUGUGGGAGUCUCCGUGUGCCCUUUCCCUGGCUUCUCCUGAUGUUAAUAUCAUGCACAAUAAUCUUGAGGCGUGUUCCAAACAGCCAGUCCCCAGACCUGACUCAAGCUUUGACAGUUUUCCUCUGGCAAAAGAUGUUCCGUUCCUGGGUCCCGGGCUCUAUCAGUCAUUGUAUCUCUCCACUCAAAGGUAUCAGUUCCCAGUGUUCCCUUGUCAUUUCUGACAUGACAUGCUCAUAUUAACAUGUGGGUUAUUUUGUGGUGUCCUCCGUCUGAUGUGCCUUGUGCUUUCUCAUGGUUAGCUUGGGGUGAGACACUGCACAGUGAGAACCCUCAUGCGCCCAACAGGGGGCCCAGAGGCCAGCAUGAUGAAUCGUGUGCUCCCUGAAGUGGGAGCCCUGGGUGAUAUUUGCAAACAGUGAGAAGAGACACUGACACAGUACAAAUCUGCUUUUUCUCCCCCAAACUCCUGCUCACCUGACAGCGAGUUUUUCCAUGUUCUUAUGGGAACGUUGUGUCUCAUUGAUUCUGCAAGCUCCAGGCCAAUCAUAUCAUUUCUUGAACCUCAAGUAUUCUUUCAGAUUGACACUUGUCCUGUCUCCAUAUCCCUUCCUUCCUUAUACACUUCCUGUUACCAUGAAGGGCUCCAGGCUCAUCUUGUAUUGUCCCUGUGCUAGGCCUGAGACCCACCCCUUCUCCAAGGAGUGCUGGGCCCCUGCCUGUGAAUCUGGCUAAGAAACCAGGAUGUCUAGGUCUGGAUGUGCUUGCUGCUGGGGUAGCUUCAUUCUCCAGCUUCUCUUGGGCAGAGCAUGUGUCUAAGUCACUGUUCUGUUGCUGUGAAGAGACACAUGACCAAGGCAACUCUUAGAAAAGAAAGCAUUGAGGGCUUGCUUACAGUUUCAGAGGUUUAGCCCAUUGUCAUCACAGCAGGGAUCAUGUAUGCUAAACUGUGCGUUUACCUAUCCACUACAUCUAUCCGUCAGUUAGUUAUCUGUCACUUUUGUCUCCACCCAUUUCAUAGCCCUCGGUUGUUACCUAGCUCCUUCCAUCUCUCCAUCUAUCAUCCAUCAGUUGCUAUUGUAACACCACGAGUUCGUAACUACAGCCCCAGGUUCAGACCAACGAUGCCAGAUUUGCUCUAACCUCGCUCUUCCUGUUCCCAGCCUCUUGCUCUGACAAUGGCAGGGCGCCUGGCUCUUAUAUCCACAAUGCCCUUGUUUACAGUUCAGUUCUGGCAUAUCUGAAGUCGUCUCAGAGUCACUAAGACAGAGCUUCACUACUUAGAAUGCAGCACGUGUUUUGUUCUGGUAGUCCAUGGUCUUACAGUGUCCAGGCGAAAUGUUUUUCUCCGAAAUAACUAUCUUGUCAGGGUUACUGUCGCUUUGAUGAAACACCGUGACUAAAGCAACCUGGGGAGGAAAGAAUUUGGCUCACAUUUCCACACCAUCACAGGAUGUCAGGACAAGAACUCAAGCAGGGCGGGAGCCUGAACGCAAGCGCUGCGGAGGCCAUGGAGGAGCGCUGGCUACUGGCUUCCUCCUCAAGGCUGCUUAGCUUUCUUAUGGAACCUAGGAAUCCCAGCAAUAGCACCACUCACCGCGGGCUGGGCCAUACCCAUGGAUCACUAAGAAAAUGCCCUACAGUCUUAGGCUAUAAGGCGUUUCCUCAACUGAGGCUCCCUCCUCUCUGAUGACUCUAGCUUGUGUCAAGGUGAUAUAAGACAAGGUAGCACAAUAGCCUGGGAGUCCUCUCUCGUCCCUCUCCAGGGCAGUUACGCUUUGUUUCUCACAUCUGAGGUCCUGUGUCACAGCCUGUACUCUCUUCACCCCACACUCUGACUUUUAAAAACUUUACAUGUAAUAGUGUUUACUGCUUAUGAUGUACAGUAAGUGUUCUCUGGGGUUUGACACAUGCAUGACACAGAGUUUACCACCAUCUUGGCAGAUCCCCUCCUUAACCCUUUGCUAUUGAGCCCCUCAGUCCAUCCUGGUGUCCCUGGUCUGUUUCCUCCCUUCAGUUUUGCCAUUUCAAGUGAUACAAAUAGGGUCACAUUGGAAUCUGGCUCUCCUCUGCAUUGCUUUGUGACUGACCAGUGCAUCCCUUUCUACUCGGAAGCAUCUCCAGCUUAAGGGCAUCAGGGUGACUUCUGCUCUGGGGCAAUUAUGAGCAGAGCUGCCGGAGCACUUGUGUGCAGGUUUCAAAGGGUAGAAGCCUUCAUUCUUCUUAGGUCAAUACCCAUGGUGGGGCUGAUGCAUUUAAUUUUACAGGAAACAGCUCAAUGCUGCUGUGCACUGCAGCUCGUGUUCCCACUGGCAAUGCAGGACAGCACCCUGCUACUCUGUGGGCCUUUGCCUGGUUGGUUUUGCAGUAUCUUAUUUUGGUUGUAGUUUGCAUUUUUUUGAAUGAAGAACAGUGUUGAGUGUUGAAUUUCUGUCCAUGUAUUUUCUUUGGCAACAUUCCCCUUCCUAUUAUUUCAGCCAUUUUUGAAAUGGGUUGUUGUGCUCUCCUAAUGUACUGUUUUAAGAGUUUUUUUUUCCAUGUAGUCUAGACACAUUUGUUUAUCAGAUAUACAUAUAAAAUUCAAAAGCAUUUCCUCAUG